This is a messenger RNA of Pezoporus flaviventris, 4380 nucleotides long. RefSeq names its product transmembrane protein 200C (gene TMEM200C). The coding region runs from base 238 to 1887 and encodes 549 amino acids. The record is from RefSeq and is a predicted model, not a curated record. The transcript is spliced from 2 exons. NCBI's taxonomy places the organism in Eukaryota, Metazoa, Chordata, Aves, Psittaciformes, Psittacidae.
GGCGGCGGGGCCGAGGGGGCGCCUAGCGCUCGGCCCAGCCCCGCCGCCCGCCCGCCCGGGGCCGUGAGGGGCGGCGAGGCGGCAGCGGCCGCGGCGGGGCGGGCGCUGCGCGGGGAUGCCCGCUCGGGCCGGAAAGUUUCUUCCCCGCGGCGGCUCGGCCGCUUCCCGAGCGGACUUCUCCCCGGUCCUCCUCGGAGCUGGAGUGGCCAUAGGGAGCAGUGCUCUGGGUAGCCAGCCAUGAUCGCCACUGGAGGCCUCCUGAGGAUCUCAGCUAGGAAACAGGACCCCUUGCGACCCCAAAGCCAAGUCCCGAAGCGCAAACGCAAGGCCAAAAAGAAGCGCAAGAAUGACGUGGUGGUGGUGAAAGGCAAGCUCAAGCUGUGCUCCCUCUCGGGGCUCAUCGCCCUCUGUGGCAUCCUCGUUCUGCUGGUGGGCAUUGCCUUGGCUGUGGUGGGCUACUGGCCAAAGCCCAGCCAGGUGUACAGAGAAGGCAGCUUCAGCGGAGGCCGGCACCUGGCGCCACAAGGUGGCACCCCCAAGAACCGCUCCCGAAGCCAGGAAGGGGCACAAGCAGGGGGCCAUCCAGAGUCAUCUCCCAGAAUCAACACCUCCACCACUGCUACCACCUGGGGGUCCCCACAGUCUCCCCCCACCUCCUUGUCCCCCCAGGCCUCAGUGGGUUUCCUUUUCCAUCUUUUCUCUAGCUACUUGCAUUCAGACAAGCUGAAGGUGCUGGGCCCCCUCAUCAUGGGUAUCGGCAUCUUCCUGUUCAUCUGUGCCAAUGCAGUAUUGCAUGAGAACCGCGACAAGAAGACCAAGAUCAUCAACCUGCGUGACCUUUACUCCACUGUCAUCGAUGCCCACAGCCUGCGGACCAAGGAUGGAGGCACCCUGGCCUCAGCCCCUCUCAAUGGUUUUGUCAACUACGUGCAGUCCCGGAGCCUGGAGCUAAAGCCUGGUGGUGAAGGCCUGGGUGCUGCGGCCAUGCUGGCCAAGAGCUCCUGGCCACCAGGGCUGGCUGUCUCGCUUUCCCCACCAGAGCUGGCAUCCUCAUCACAGUGUUCCUCUUUCUGCACCCCACUGCAGCCGCCCAGCCUUGCCGAGGCUGUGUACAGCAUCUACCAGGAGCGCACUGACCUUGCUGGCCAUGCUGUCACUAGCCCACCCUGCAGCCCACCGGAGAGCUGGGGCCGGUGCAGCACAGCCAGCUCCAUUGUCAGUUCUUCACUGAGCGCUUUUGCCCUCUUGCCCUUGGCACCAAGCAGCAGAGGGGGAGGAUGGAGGAGGCCCUCUGGUGAGAGGGGAGCCCGGGAGAUACCACGGGGGGAGUUUGAACUGAGCCUGACUGACCUCAGCAGCAGUCACAUCAAGGGAGGCUGUGGGAUGAGGAGGCACAAGCUGGUUCUCAGGCGGCAGAGUACCAGCUGCUUGCCUGAUGCCAGGUGUCCCCUUUCCCCAGAGCCACCUCGGUCCCCCGCUGUCAGCAGGGACCUGGACUCUAGCCUCUUGGUAAAGGCAUCUUCUAGCUACUCCAAAUCUCUUGAUCUGGGGGAGUCGCCCCCCUCAUCCCCUCCUGCUAUCAUCAGGACAGACUCCCAGAGCUCCCAGUCUGAGCCUUCCAGCAACAAUAAGGGCUACAGCCACCUGGAGGAGGCAGGCACCUCCUUGGAGUCAGUUGCCAACACCUCAGCCAGUAAAAUCCAUGACUGUGAGGAGGAACCACCUGAGAAGACAGACCCCCUCAAGGCUACCAGCAGAGAGCAAACAGCAAAGCAAUCCCAGCAAACUCAAAGACAGUACACAAAUAAAGAGAAACUGUUUAUGAUUUCUAGGUCGCAUGCUGCAUUAGGGCUGGAGGAUGGGGAACUGGAGAGUACUGGCAUCUAAGAAAAACAGAAGGCACAAGGACACCUUGCAACCCUCCACACCCUCUCCCCCUUCUCCAUCUCCUUGUUGACUUAGGAAACCAAUCAAUAUCCAAAGAGUUGCAGUAUGUUACCCUUGAAAAUUGAAUUCCAUAUAGCCUGUAGAUGACUUCAGGAAGAAAAAGAAAAUCCUUUCUGUCUGAUCGUGAUUGUAUAUUUCAUGCAAGCCAAAUUGUAUUAAAUAUCCACAGUCCAGAAAGUUCUUUGGAUCAGAUUAAUACAAUUUCAGACAGCGUAACUGUGCACUUUACUGUUUUGAUUUCCAAGUGCCCCUUCUCCUCUGAUUUCUUUCUUGCUGAUUUACCACUGACUGCUUGAAAACUGCAGGCAUCUUUUUAAGCUCAAGAGCAGCGUGGUCUUCACAUCAAGAAAGAUGAGCUCUCUCUUUGUUUUGGUUCAAUCACUAAAAAGUUUGCAAGGCCUUAAGGAUGACGUACCUUGACAAAGAAUGAGUUUGUUUAAAUUCUGGGGAAAAAAAGACAAUUCAGAAGAGACUGGAGCAGAACAGAGCUCUGAUGAUUUAGUUAAAACCACUGCAUUCCUGAAUCCAAAAUACCUACUACUAUGUGAUACUUUAUUAAGUAUUAUUACACAUGUAUUGACUAAUAGCAUUAAAAGUUUUUUUUUUAAUAAAACAUUUACAAACAAAACUGCCACACAAAAAAAAGAAAAGGUGCUUUAUUUUGGUAAGUAAUUACAUAGAAAUCUUGUGGUUUUCUAGUGUGAAAGAUUAUAGAGAUGCUACAGGCCAAAUGUUUGCUUAUGCUUUUAAGUGGGUAAUUAAUAAUUUAGGAGUAAUUUUAAAAUAAAUACUAGUUCAGUCUCUGAGAAACCACACUUCAACCAGAAAAUUCUGUCUCCAUUUCUAACAGUGUUCUGUGACAGCUGAAGAAAUGUGAGAUUUUGACACACUAAGAAAAAAAAGAGGUUUGACCUUCUGUUUAAAUUUUUUGUAACACAUUAAUCUCAAGCUGCAGCAUAUUCUUUCUGAAUUUUUCACUUCCCUGAUAACUGUUGCAUUAAGCCUUUCUGCUGUUAUGGUUCCUAUUUGUGAAUGCAUGUGCAUAAGUUUAAUUUUAAAGCAUAAUAAUAGCCUUGUCAAUCUCAUAGCAGUUGGCCCUGCUAAAAUCAGCGGAGGUUUCUCACCGACUUCAGCGUGGUGAGGAUUUCUUCCUGCGUGAGCAAAGCAUCAGGUUUCCUGAAGGCUGGAGAACGCCUUGUCUGUAGGCAGAUUUUUGGUGAAUUGACGAGCCGUUUCAUUUUUCUAGCUGCAGCAUGGCAGGCACUCUUUUAUUUUGCCAAAACAGCUUUGUGUGCUCAGAAGAUUUUGUCAAUACUUCAGAUUUUAAAUAUAGAUAUGGCAUUUCACUACUAUGGGAAAAGAAAUCGACAUUAAACAAAUACAGUAUGUAGGCAGGCAAGAGUCUGUUGCAAUUAAUUUUUUUUCUUAUGUUUUCAAGUUUUAAAAUGCUUACAAAAUACAUACUUAACUACCUACGUUACAGUACAUGGCAAAAUGGAAUAUAACUAUCACUAAAUGAAAUUGCUGGAUUCGUAAUCCAUCAAAAGCCUUUAUUAAAUAAGGCUAAUCUAAAAGAAUAGAAAAAAAAAAUAAUUUGCCAUGUUAGAGUCUUGAAACUGGAGAAGCAGAAAGUGCUUAUUCUCUCGAGCAACAGAGACAUUCAGGUGGCAGUCUCAUUCCUCCUGUCAGUGGCAGCCAGUGCAUUGACAAUAUCAACAUCAGCGUGACGUAUUUUGCUAUCAAACUGCUAGCUGUCAAAAGUACAUUGUAAAACUGCCUGGACUGGCACAGGCUGGAUUAAGCACCAUGUGAAGUGGCAAGCGGGCAGCUCAGCUGGUGCUAGCAUUUGCAUGGGUCUUUCCUUUCAUUUCCCCAUGGGAGGUGGCCCUGCAUUUCUGAUCCUCCUCUUGUGACUUCCAGGAAUAUUUACAAGAUGUAUCUGAGCAGCAUUAGCUGGUGCUGAUGGUGGUUACUGACGCAGCUGAAGACACCCUGUUAUUUUCCAUGUGAAAACCUUUCGUGGCGAUGCAAGGGAAGAGGUGAGUCAUAGGGCUACUUGCUGGACCAAGGGGUCCUUGUGAAGAUGUGGCAGGGGGUUGUUUUAUUCUGAAGGGGGAAGCACAUUUUUAUAUAGUCUUAGUAAAUAUUUCUUUAGUCAUCGGAAACUGUGUGCUCUGAAACGAAACAACUUUAAGAAACCCUAUAGGUACUCCUUAGAUUGAUUUAAAACAAAGCAGCCCAGUAAUUCUUCUGAAUUCAGCUGAACAGCUUGCUCCUGUGUUGCCAAAAAGGUGUGAAACAUGAAUUUUCAUCAGUCAAGCUGAAUUUUUAAUAACAGCAAUGAUUUGUAACAUAUAGAUUAAUAAGCAGAGAAAGCUGCCUCUCUCUGUUUACAAGUUACAAAAAUAAAAAGCUCUUUUUUUUUCUCUUAUU